GAUAUCUCGCUGUUAUAACCAACGAUACAUGAUACCAAAAUGAGUCGUACUUAUAAUGAUGAAUUACAGUAUUUGGAUAAAAUCCAUAAAAACUGCUGGCGAAUCAAGAAAGGUUUUGUCCCUAAUAUGCAGGUGGAAGGGGUGUUUUACGUCAACGAUCCACUUGAAAAGUUAAUGUUUGAAGAGUUAAGGAAUGCAUGUCGCGGAGGAGGUUUUGGUGGUUUUCUGCCGGCUAUGAAACAAAUUGGGAAUGUUGCAGCCUUGCCUGGAAUAGUCCAUAGAUCCAUAGGUCUACCUGAUGUUCACUCUGGGUAUGGAUUUGCCAUUGGAAACAUGGCUGCUUUUGACAUGAGUGACCCUACAGCUGUUGUCUCCCCAGGUGGUGUGGGAUUUGACAUCAACUGUGGUGUGCGGCUGCUGAGAACAAACCUGGAUGAGAGUGAUGUGCAGCCAGUGAAGGAGCAGCUGGCUCAGUCCCUGUUUGAUCAUAUACCUGUAGGAGUGGGCUCAAAGGGAGUCAUUCCCAUGAGUGCCAAGGACUUGGAAGAGGCUCUUGAGAUGGGUGUGGACUGGUCCCUGCGAGAGGGCUAUGCCUGGGCUGAGGAUAAAGAGCACUGUGAGGAAUAUGGCAGGAUGCUGCAGGCAGACCCCAACAAAGUUUCCUCCAAGGCCAAGAAGAGAGGUUUACCACAGCUUGGGACUUUGGGAGCAGGGAACCAUUAUGCUGAGAUCCAGGUGGUUGAUGAGAUUUACAAUGACUAUGCUGCAAAGAAGAUGGGCAUCGAUCACAAGGGCCAAGUGUGUGUGAUGAUCCACAGUGGCAGUCGGGGCCUGGGACAUCAGGUAGCCACAGAUGCCUUGGUUGCCAUGGAAAAGGCAAUGAAGCGAGAUAACAUCAUAGUGAACGACCGUCAGCUAGCCUGUGCCCGCAUCACCUCCCCAGAGGGCCAGGACUACCUGAAAGGCAUGGCUGCUGCCGGCAACUAUGCCUGGGUUAACCGCUCCUCCAUGACCUUCCUCACCAGACAGGCCUUCUCUAAAGUGUUUACGACUACACCCGACGAUUUGGACAUGCAUGUCAUCUAUGACGUGUCCCAUAAUAUUGCCAAGGUGGAGGAGCACAUGGUGGAUGACAAACAGAGGACCCUGCUGGUGCACCGUAAAGGCUCCACCCGUGCCUUCCCACCCCACCAUCCCCUAAUUCCAGUGGACUACCAGCUGACAGGCCAGCCUGUCUUGAUUGGUGGCACAAUGGGUACCUGCAGCUAUGUCCUCACAGGCACGGAACAGGGCAUGACGGAGACCUUUGGUACCACCUGUCAUGGCGCGGGUCGUGCAUUAUCCCGAGCCAAAUCCCGCAGAAAUCUGGACUUCCAGGAUGUGUUGGACAAGCUGGCAGACAUGGGUAUUGCCAUCAGGGUGGCCUCACCCAAACUCGUCAUGGAAGAGGCACCUGAAUCGUACAAAAACGUAACUGAUGUCGUCAACACAUGCCAUGAUGCUGGCAUCAGCAAGAAGGCCAUCAAACUGAGACCAAUUGCAGUCAUUAAGGGUUAAAGACCUGACGUGUUGUGACUGAGACGAACGGGCACCUAAGCCAGGAUGACCUCCAGAAGCCCAAAGGAAACGAAAGCUCGGCUGACCUUUGUUAAGGAAAUGGCUGCGUAGAGGGAUGUCUUACACUACCAAAUAUACAUGGCCAAAUGUUGCCCCCUCCUGAAAACAGCUCAUUGUGCUCGACAAUGUUUACAAAUUUCUAAACACGGGAGAGCUAUUAAUUACGUUCUGCUCAUGACGGUUGAGUGGCUAUUUUUUUUUUUUUUUUGAGCGUUAAGAAAGGAAAGCAAAAACUCCUUUGUGUUUGUGUGGUUAUUUCACAGCUUACCACUGCUGCUCACUGAUCCAAUGAGAAAUGUGCAGAAUUAAAAGACUGAUUAGUAUACACUUUAUUGGUUGUGACAAAAGAUUGACAAGGAUGUGAAAGUGUAUCUCAACAUAUCAAAAAUAAGUCAAAUACUAACAAUAAUACUAACAAUCCAGAGUGAAAGAGGUCUAUUCUUUAAUGUCUUUUUUUUUUGGCGUAAAUACAGAUCUUUCAGAGCAGGUGUGAUAUGCCACUAAGAACUGUCAAGCUUAAAGGAUGGCUGCUUGAAGAAGAGAUAACAUACAUUUUGUGUUCAGCAAAAAUAUUUGAUAAGUACUACUGACUCUGAUUUAAACUUUUAUUGUGGACGGGUGGGGGCGGAGCAAGGGCGGGGCUGGAGGAGUCAUGUACUUAGCCUGAGGAAGUCUGUGAGAAACUAAUAAAACAAACCGGCCC
Chanos chanos (milkfish) is the source of this 2320-nucleotide messenger RNA. It is a transcript of the gene rtcb, whose product is annotated as RNA 2',3'-cyclic phosphate and 5'-OH ligase. NCBI's taxonomy places the organism in Eukaryota, Metazoa, Chordata, Actinopteri, Gonorynchiformes, Chanidae. Bases 40 to 1557 code for a protein of 505 amino acids. Gene Ontology annotation, biological process: tRNA splicing, via endonucleolytic cleavage and ligation. The record is from RefSeq and is a predicted model, not a curated record. Gene Ontology annotation, cellular component: tRNA-splicing ligase complex; nucleus. Gene Ontology annotation, molecular function: RNA ligase (ATP) activity; RNA ligase (GTP) activity. The transcript is spliced from 12 exons.